GUUGUCCAGUCCUCUGUGCGCUUUAUGUUUGUGUCCCAUCAUUGUUAAUUCACCAUCACCAUCAUUGUUAAUUUUGGGUUCUUUAACGGAGAUUUUGGUCUAUAAUGCGCGAUCGGCUUGCCUCGCUGAUUGUGGUGAAGCAAGAGGGCGGCAGCAACACGACCAUUAGCCACCACCAUCAGCCUAGCAUUAGCCACCAGGCUAUUAAGUGCGAGGCCUCACUGUACCCCGAGAGCAGUUUGUUUCAGGAGAUCAACAACAACUCCUGCUACAGGCCGAACCUUAAUGCCCCAACACAACAGCAGCCACACACAUCACACCUGCAACACGCACAGCAGCACCAAACACACCAGCUACAAACCCUCUUGCCGCCGCCUCUGCCGAAUUUGUCUUUGAUUUACCCCUGCCGCAACCUCUUUCCCGACGGUUGCGAUAUCAAUCACCUGGCCUGCAGCAGUUCCUCCGACUCCAACUCCAACUCCAACUGCAACUCGAACUCCACCUUCAGCUCAUCCAGCAACAGCCACUUUUUUGCCGAUGGAAACACAUGUGCAGCGGCACUAACAGCAGCAACUCCAGCAACUGAGCCGAGGAAAAUAAAACCACUCGUCGCGGGCAAAUUGAAAGUCGGAAAAACUGACAGCAACCGCGACAGCCGAGCAGCAGCAGCUGCCAGCACCUCGGCGACAUCCGCCACUGCAGCAGCAACAGCAACAGCAGCAGCAACAGCAACAGCAGCAACAGCAGCAACAGCAGCAGCAACAGCAGCAGCAGCAGCAACAACAGAAGCGGGAGGAGCAGCACCAGCGACAGCAGCCAAAAUCAGCCAAGUGAGGCUUACUAACCAAGCGACAACAAGCAUGUUACUUCUGCAGCCCAAUAGCUCCUUUAGUUCAUUGUCGCCCUUCGAUAAUUUCUCCACGCAAACUGCCUCGACGACCACCACGACGUCGGCAUCGGCAGCUGGACACCACCAACACAAUAACCAUAGCCACCUCCUCCAUCAGCAGCAUCACCACCAGCACCACCAGCAUCAGCAGCAGCAGCAUCAGCAACAGCAGCAGGAACAUCUGCAACAGCAGCAACACCUAGUAAAUCCACAGGAACACCUGCUCAAGUCGGAGACGCUGCUCUCGCAUGAGGAGGAUCAGUUGAUCAGCAACCUGACAGACUCGUCUGUGGUGUCCCACAGCGAACUCUUCUCGGAUCUCUUUUUCCCCUCGGACUCCAACAACUCCCUGCUCUCGCCCACCACCAGCGGCUACCCGGACAAUCCCGCCGAGGAUCUGACCAGCUCCAUUGAGAAUCUCACCAAGUUGACGUGCCUGCGGGACAAGCGCUUGUCCUCGAUCCCCGAGCAGCAGCUCAGUUCCGAACAGGAGCAGCAGCUCUGUCUGCUCAGCCUGCGUUCCAGCAGCGAUCCGUCUAUUGCACUUCACGCACAGCAGCAGCAACAGCAACAGCAGCAGCAACAACAUCAGCAGCAGCAGCAACAGCAGCAGCAACACCUUCAACUCCAGCUGAUCUCGCCCAUCGGAGGGCCCUUGUCCUGUGGCAGCAGUUUGCCCAGCUUCCAGGAGACCUACUCCCUGAAGUACAACAGCAGCAGCGGAAGCAGCCCCCAGCAGGCGUCGUCCUCCUCCACCGCCGCCCCCACGCCCACAGACCAGGUGCUGACCCUCAAGAUGGACGAGGACUGCUUCCCGCCGCUGUCCGGCGGCUGGAGUGCCAGUCCGCCCGCCCCUUCCCAGCUGCAGCAGCUGCACACCCUCCAGUCCCAGGCCCAAAUGGCGCAUCCCAGCAGCAACAAUAGCAACAGCAACAACGCUGGCAACAGCCACAACAAUAGUGGGGGCUACAACUACCACGGCCACUUCAAUGCCAUCAAUGCCAGCGCCAAUCUGUCGCCCAGCUCCUCGGCGAGUUCCCUGUAUGAAUAUAAUGGUGUCUCCGCAGCAGACAACUUCUACGGACAGCAGCAGCAGCAGCAGCAGCAACAGCAGAGCUACCAGCAACAUAACUACACCUCGCACAAUGGCGAGCGUUACUCGCUGCCCACGUUCCCCACGAUUUCGGAGCUGGCUGCGGCCACAGCAGCUGUGGAGGCGGCGGCGGCGGCCACCAUCUCCUCACCUUCGGUGGGCGGACCACCGCCCGUUCGCCGAGCAUCGUUGCCCGUUCAGCGAACCGUUUCGCCAGCCGGAUCCUCGGCGCAGAGCCCAAAGCUCGCUAAGAUCACGCUGGGCCAGCGGCACUCCCAUGCCCAUGCUCUACAGCUCAGCUCGGCUCCCAAUUCAGCGGCCAGCUCGCCGGCAAGUGCGGAACUCCAGGCGGGCCGACUGCUCCAGGCACCGUCGCAGUUGUGUGCCGUUUGUGGUGACACCGCCGCCUGUCAGCAUUAUGGAGUGCGAACCUGCGAGGGAUGUAAGGGAUUCUUCAAGCGGACCGUGCAGAAGGGCUCCAAGUACGUCUGCCUGGCGGACAAGAAUUGCCCGGUGGACAAGAGGCGACGCAACCGUUGCCAGUUCUGUCGGUUCCAAAAGUGCCUGGUCGUAGGCAUGGUCAAGGAAGUGGUGCGCACGGACUCGUUAAAGGGACGUCGGGGCAGAUUGCCUUCGAAACCGAAAUCUCCCCAGGAGUCGCCGCCAUCGCCACCCAUCUCGUUGAUAACGGCCCUGGUGCGAAGCCAUGUGGACACGACGCCGGAUCCCUCGUGCCUGGACUACAGCCACUACGAGGAGCAGUCGAUGAGCGAGGCAGAUAAGGUGCAACAGUUCUACCAUCUGCUGACCAGUUCAGUGGACGUGAUCAAGCAGUUUGCCGAGAAGAUUCCCGGCUACUUUGAUCUCCUGCCGGAGGAUCAGGAGCUGCUCUUCCAGAGCGCUUCCCUGGAACUGUUCGUCCUGAGGCUGGCCUAUCGCGCCAGGAUCGAUGACACCAAGCUGAUCUUCUGCAACGGCACCGUGCUUCACCGAACCCAGUGCCUGCGGUCCUUUGGCGAGUGGCUCAAUGACAUCAUGGAGUUCAGCCGCAGCCUGCACAGCCUGGAGAUCGACAUCUCGGCCUUCGCCUGCCUCUGUGCCCUCACCCUGAUCACAGAACGCCAUGGCCUGCGGGAGCCGAAGAAGGUGGAGCAGCUGCAGAUGAAGAUCAUUGGCAGUCUGCGCGACCACGUCACCUACAAUGCCGAGGCGCAGAAGAAGCAGCAUUACUUCAGUCGCCUGCUGGGCAAGUUGCCCGAGCUGAGAUCCCUGAGCGUCCAGGGACUGCAGAGGAUCUUCUAUCUGAAACUGGAGGACCUCGUGCCCGCGCCAGCCCUCAUCGAGAACAUGUUCGUCACCACAUUGCCGUUCUAGAGGCGAUCGAGCGUAUUAUCACAACUUGCUUCCUUAAACUAGCCCCUAAGUUAUGCCUCCUAAGAUAUACAGAUAUACAGAGAAAGGGCACAAUAGAGUACCCAAGUAGCUUUAGUAGAACCCUGAAAUAAAUAAAUCUCACCAUAGCAAAAAGAAAAAGAAAACCGAAACAUAACGUAACGCAGACCCAGGCCAUAUCCUUAGUGUAGAGCUAGCUAGUUUGCCGGACAGCCUCGGCUCCUUCAAUAAUUACGGACAUGAAUAUUUGAGACAGAGUUUCCAGUGCACAGAAUAUGGCUCCUGCGUGACUCGUCAGCUCCGCGGGUUCCAACUUGUUGACGUUAAUUGUUAAAUUGUUUAAUUUCAACUGUCAAAAGCGGAAUCAACGGCCAGACGGUCAGGCACGCAAUGGAAACAUUUUUUAUCCCAGGACUUUGAAGCUUGCUCAACAACAUUCGGCACUACGGACGGACAAACAACGGACAGAACUCUAUUGCUCUCUUGCCUUUUGCUAACUUCUAGUCAAUUGAUUUAGGCGAAACAAAUAAAUAAAUAAAAGCGUGCAGCAGUAGUGUUAUAUAAUUUAUAUGCUAGACUCCAGCGGUUCUCUCUAAGGAAAUACCCCAAUGAGUUGCACUAAUUGGGAUAAAAUACGAUAACCUAUUAUUCUUAAUAUCUAUUAGGAAUAUAUCUAAGAUAAAGGAGAAUUAGGUGGACUUCCACUAUCAUAUCAUAAAGCAGAGCCGUGCUUGCCCUAAGCUAAUACAGACCCGCAUAAAGUUGAGAGCCCAACCAAGUAUUUUGGUUUAGUACUAGACUAAGGUCCUAAUAGUUAUAGGCUAAGAAUUUUCUGUUCGAUUUAUCAAAGCACCAGCAAGUGCACAAUGAGAGUAUAAGUACCUUUUUGUGAUGAUUGUGUCUGACACAGAGAGAGUUGCACACAAACACACAAACUAGCCGAUAAGUUACUAUAUACGAUCUAUUAUAUAUAAUCUGUAGCGUAAGCCCAAGUAUUCGGUAAUCCAAGAUCCUUGUAAAACCGUAGUUCGUACGUUCCAAACAAGAAAAUAACUUUAUUCAAUCCUAGACAACUCCAUCUAAGUUCUCAAAGAAUCGUAUAUGGAUCGUUGGAUCAGUCUCUCUAUGUGUGUGUUAUCUCGAUAAAAAAAAAAACCCCUCUAUGUGAUUUUGUGAUAGAUUGGCAUUGAACUCUAUAUAUAUUUAUAUAUAUUUCUUUAAUAUAUAUACACGCAUAAAUAUCUAUUUUUAUGUCUAACUUUUGUAUGGUUUAUUUUAUACGUACCACUUUUCUUUCAUAACAAAAAGUAAAAAUUAAAAAGUAAAAAGUAAAAAGAUCGUUAGAUAGCAAAUAUUUCAAUGGUAUGUUACGAGGACUUUUCAAAGUACCAGUCUUUAACAACUUUCCAAUUAACGUUCGUAUUUACGAAAGACAUUUUCUAAGUGUUAAAUUGAAGACUUCUAUAACUAAGUGCAAACUAAGAGCAAAAACACAAAACCCCAAAGUGAAUAACAUAUCUUUUCAAGCUUUCGAGUGCACACGUGUUCCACGUAGAACCGAAACCCAAGUGUUAAUAAAUCUAUUUAAUAUUUGGCAAGCCUGGGGCGUCGGUGUGGUUAAUAAGUUCGCAUUACCUAUACAAUUUAGAUAGAUCAUUAUUAAAUUAUUGUACGUGUAGCACAUCAAAUGUUCGACAACUAGAUUUUGUACCAUCUUAAAGAAGAACCUAGGCCAAGCUAAACUAAGUAUAAACUAUGAUCUGCAUGCGGCUGAGCUGUAGCUAUGAAAAAUAUACCUGCGCGGGUUUAAGUGAAAUGGGACAUUUUGGAUUUAUAUUUAGAUAUGAAACGUUAUAAACGGGACGUACUAAGUUUCCCAACAGCAAAAACUAUUUGUUGCAAAAUUACUCCAUACAUCAACCCAAUACGAGAUAUUUCCAAAACUCCAAUAGUUACAUGCCUGAAAAAUUGUAAACCACGUGUAGGAACCCAUCUCACUUGAAUCUACCACCAAUCAACCGACCUACAUUCUAGGAAAGUUGAGAGGUUUAGUAACCAUAGAGCAAUAUUUCAUAAGGAAACGCACCUUAAAUUACCGAAAAACAUAGAUAAACGUGAUCUUGUAACGGUUGGGAGCGAUAAUAAGCCAGGAUGAAACAGGAACAGUUAGGUGACCAAAUCAAUUUGAAAUGAGAUGAUAGAUAGGUUCGGGUUCGAAACCCUCAAAGCGAUGCCAUUUUAGCCGUUACAACAUUGAAUAUCAAUCAUGCACAUGAAUAUGAAUAUGAAUAUGAAUAUUAUAGAGAUAUAUCUAGCUAUAGGAACCUACUUUGUACCUACACAACAUGGAACCAUCAAACCUACAUGCAUAUUUACACACAUAUAUUUUGAAUAGAGCGACGACUUUUACAAGUUAUGUACACACAGCUAUAGCUAUAGCUGGAUAUGGCCAUCCCAGAACGAGCAUAUAUACAUAUACAUAUUUUGGGUUAUUGUUCUUUUGUAAUUUUAUAAAUGCAUACAUAUUUACUACGUGAAUGUCAAGUGUGGAUUCAUAUUUUUGAGAUACCGCUACAAAACGAAACAAAAACAAAAACAGUAAACGUGAAAUUUUUCGAUGAAACAAUUUUAAACGAGAACUUUUUAAUAUUGCUAUUAAAGGAUAUACACACAUUAACAUAUAUAUUUUACUAUGUAACGGAUAGAAUUAACCUAAAUGCAGCGCAUAAAGCUUUAUACAACAAAAUGAAAAGCAACAGAAAUUGGCACAAAUUAAAUUUAUAUGGCAUAAUUAGACGUUUUUUGAUAGAUAAUGCCAUUCCUAAAAUGAGCGACUAUUGGUGCAUCGGCCGCAAUUUCCCCACUACACCAGAUAACCUAAGCUAUACAUUAUCCAACCCAACCCAUGCGCCUACUACUAGUAAUGCAGAAAACAGAAUGAGAGGUGAAACCUAUAGACGCUAUGAGAAAUGUCUAUCUAAUAGAUGUCGGUACUACCAAUGCUAAAUAACAAGUUGUGUAAUCUACCCUUUUUUGAUAGUUUCAUUUACCAGUUAAGUAUCCAAAUCAUAUGAGUGUUACGAAGAAAACCCUAUAACUUGCAAUUCAUUUAACUCUGCAAUACGAUACCAAGCAAAGCGAAUCAUUUCAUUUCGAUUUAAUCUUAAAUUAUAUACUUAAACGAUGUAAGCCCAAAAUAAACGUUUUUUCUAUAUCUGUCUUUUGAGCAAAUUAGUUAUACGCAAAACCAAACCGUAUUUACAUAAAUGUAUACAAAACAAAUAGUAUAUUUUCAUUGGUUUGAAUAAAACAUAAAACAAUUUUACUUGUUUUACUUGUUAUUUUCGGAGUUUG
Molecule: messenger RNA, 6728 nt
Organism: Drosophila santomea
Lineage: Eukaryota; Metazoa; Arthropoda; Insecta; Diptera; Drosophilidae
Gene: Hr38
Product: probable nuclear hormone receptor HR38
Exons: 5
Coding region: 105-3356 (1083 amino acids)
Biological process (GO): cellular response to corticotropin-releasing hormone stimulus; regulation of transcription by RNA polymerase II
Cellular component (GO): nucleus; transcription regulator complex
Molecular function (GO): zinc ion binding; DNA-binding transcription factor activity, RNA polymerase II-specific; nuclear glucocorticoid receptor binding
Source: RefSeq, a predicted model, not a curated record